Messenger RNA from Didymodactylos carnosus, 2319 nucleotides. The record is from the annotation of a GenBank genome assembly. NCBI's taxonomy places the organism in Eukaryota, Metazoa, Rotifera, Eurotatoria, Philodinida, Philodinidae.
AUGGGACGAUUCCGAUUUUUCCUCAUUGUAUUUAUUGUUCAAUUUGUUUACUACUGGAUACCGGGCUAUUUCAUGCCCAUACUAACGUCGUUUUCAAUAAUAUGUUUUAUAAAUGACAAUAAUAUUGUACUUGGCCAAUUAACCGGAUUCUACGGUCUGGGUAUUGGAGCGCUGCAGCUUGACUGGCAAUCGGUAACGGCAUUUUUACAAUCACCGAUUCUGUACCCGUGGUGGGCUCUACUCAAUGUUCUUGUUGGUUUCAUUGGUAUAUACUGGAUAAUUGUUCCGAUAUUGUAUUAUACACAUGCUGAUGCAAAACUAUUACCUAUAUUUUCGGGAGACUCAUAUGCUAAAGAUGGUACUCUAUACAACUAUUCACUAAUCACAGAUGACGGUGUUCGUCUAAACCAAACAGCUUAUGAGCAGUAUGGUGAUGCUGUGUUGACACCAACAUUUGAAGUAACUUUUUGUAUUCAGGUUGCAGUUAUAACAGCAAUUAUUGUUCAUGUCAUCUUGUAUCAUGGUAAGUUUAUCUUAAAACAAUUCAAUAUGUCAGUUUAUGAAGCAACAAAUGAUGUCCACGGUUCAUUAAUGGCAAAACUGGCAAAAGAAGUACCCGAGUAUUGGUAUACAUUACUAUUUCUGAGCUUAUUUGUUUGUUCUGCAAUUGUGUGUGAACUAGCAGCAUUGAUGCCAUGGUAUUAUCUUUUUGUAAUUAUAUCAAUUGAUUUCGUUCUCUUACUGCCUAGUGGCAUUAUAAAAGCUAUAACAAAUCAAGAUAUAGAUUUAGAUUUGUUAAUGUCACUUUUGGGUGGACUUGUAUUGAAAGGCAACGCUGUAGCUAAUAUGACAUUUCGAACAUACGGUUACACAGCUCAACGUCGUUCAUUAACAUUUAUAGGUUGUUUAAAGCUCGGUCAUUAUAUGAAAAUCCCUCCACGUGUUAUGUUCACUAUGUUGGUUGUUAGUACUUUAAUUGGUUCCACAAUGAGUUACGUAGCAGCGUAUAUUAUUAUAAACUAUUUCAAGGGUCUUUGUUCCAAUAACAAUUGGUUGUGCCCGAAAGUGCGUGUAUUUAAAGAAAUAUCUCACUAUUUGGGCACUAUAGGCACAGCUAAUUUCCUUCAUGCACACUCAGUUACACCGUAUUUCUUUCUGGUCGGAGCACUGUGUCCGAUUCCAGCGUGGCUAUUACAUAAAAGAUUUCCUAAAGUUCGAUGGUUGAAAUAUGUGCAUUUUCCAGUUAUGCUCGCAUCCUUAUCACAAAUACCACCUAUACAUACAGCUACAUAUCCAACGUGGAUAUUUAUCGGUUUUAUCUUCAAUUAUGUUAUACAAAAGCGUGCUCCUGACUGGUGGAAUAAAUAUGCUUAUAUAUUUUCAGCAGCAAUGAGCGCUGGUGUUGGUGCGGCACUUAUUUUCGUUGCAUUUCUCCCGGCAUUUCCAGUGCACUGGUGGGGAAAUGCUCAAAACGAAGUCGAGGGCGAUGGGUGUAAAUAUUCAACUGCUAAUUAUUAUGGCGUUGAGCCAUCAAUACCGAGACCGCGCAUGGAAAUUUUAGAAGAUAAAUUUGAACUAUAUCUUGACUAUCACCUAAUUACACAAACAGCAUCGUCUGAAACAGCCUUGGCUUUAUUGUUGUCGUUAUAUAACAUCUUUGAAAUAAGAUUCACACAUAAUAAUCGUUGUGCACAUACGCUGUACGGUAUUAUCUUUGCAGAUGGAAAUGAGUUGGGAAAGGGUUUGCGUACAAUAUUGGCAUCUUGGGACUACAGAAUCAAAAACCGGUCGACGAUUCAACGGACAAUACCUACCACAACAACAAAUAAUGGUAGGGUCUACACACAGAUAGUUCCAUCGAUCAAACCAGCAACCUCAACAAUAACUGAUAGUCAUACAAAUAGUUUUGAGGACGACGACGAUGACUUAAUCCAAAGUUCAGGAAUAACUACUAUUCAACUUCAAAAACAAUUUUCAGAAGCAACGGCAAUGCGAACUGAACAACUGAAACCUGACGACACGAUACUAAAAUCCACACUAGCAGUCGCAACGAGCGUUCGAAAGGAAAAUGAACCUCAUACUAAGUCGUCAUUAACAAUAGAAGCAGUGGUCUAUUCAUCAUCAACAACAGAAAAUCAAAAAGAAGAAUCUGAACGUCCAUUAUCCUCAGCCACUGUAUCAAGUGAACAAGUAGAAUUACAGCAAAAACAAAUGUUAAGAGCAGUAUGCUUAACGGAUAUAACAAACAUUGGAGUUAAUACUAGAAAACGUCCAAAAAGAUCGACCCGUCUACAAGUCAAACGAGUUCGAAGACGAUAA